Populus trichocarpa (black cottonwood) is the source of this 3312-nucleotide messenger RNA. RefSeq lists its product as uncharacterized. The record is from RefSeq and is a predicted model, not a curated record. Gene Ontology annotation, biological process: proteolysis. Bases 55 to 2466 code for a protein of 803 amino acids. Lineage: Eukaryota; Viridiplantae; Streptophyta; Magnoliopsida; Malpighiales; Salicaceae. Gene Ontology annotation, molecular function: serine-type endopeptidase activity. The transcript is spliced from 11 exons.
UUGAUUUCACAAAGAGAUGCCCGAAGUUUGUCCACAGCAGGAUCUCCAAGCUCCAUGGCGCUUCUUUCUCUUCUAGUCUCAAAACCCUCACUCAAAACCUCCUUUCUCCCCCUCACUUCUCACUUAAUUCCCAUCAUACCCUCUUCCCCUCUCUCUUCUCAUUGCACCACCCCCACUUUCCCAUUGCCUUCUCAAUCCCCUCCUGUGCCAAAGAAACGACCUUUCAAUAUCUCUGCUCAUACCAGAACGUGGCAAGAUCCUUAUCAUUGGAUGAGAAACGCUAAAGACCCUGACUUUGUUGAUUAUCUCAACCAAGAAAACUCUUACGCUCAAGCUUUCAUGGCUGACACUCAAAACCUGCAGAGGACUUUGCUUGAGGAAAUGAAAAAUCGAUUGCCUACUCAGAUUUCAACUCCUCCUGAGCGCUGGGGUCACUGGUUGUACUACCAGUACAUUCCUGAGGGGAAGGAAUACCCAGUUCUAUGUAGAAGGUUGGAAACUGAGGAAAGUGGUUUGUUAAAGACACUUCUCAAUUAUGCCAAGGGACAUUUUGGGAUGGAGCAAGUUUUGCUUGACUGGAACCAAAUUGCUGAACAAUACGGUUAUGUGCAUGUGGGUACAUGUCGGGUUUCACCAGAUCACAAGUUUCUUGCAUACACACUUGACAUUACUGGCAAUGAACAAUUCUUACUUCAAGUUAAGGACCUCAGCAAUGGAUAUAUUGUUUCACGAUCACAAGUUGAUGGGGUUGUUAGUUUGGCAUGGGCUCAAGAUAGCACUACUUUGUUCUACACAGUAUCGGAUGAGAAUCAACGACCUUACAGGGUUCUCUUCACAAAACUAGGAUCAGAUGAGAUAGAUGAUGUCCCAGUAUUUACAGAAAGUAAUUCAAGUUUUUGUGUGGAUAUAACAAGCACAAAAGAUGGCAAGUUUAUCACUGUGAACUCAAAUUCAAGAACUUCAUCCGAGGUUUAUGUGAUAGAUGCAACCAACCCGCUGGAUGGUUUACAAAGAGUACGCGAGCGUGUUUCUGGAGUGCGAUAUUUUUUGGAACAUCACUAUGGUGUGUUCUAUAUUCUUACAAAUGCUCCUUUAAGUGAAAGUGAGGACCGGUUAGAUGGAAAUUAUUAUUUGGCUCAAUGCCAAGUUGGAGAUAUACAAUCUUCUGAUUGGCAGAAUUUCAUCCUUCCAAGUGAAGAUAUGAGCUUUCAAGACAUGGACAUUUUUAAUGGACAUUUGGUCCUCUUUGUCAAUAAGAAGAGCUUUCCUGCAUUAUGUUCCGUCAAUUUGCCAAUCAAGUUUAACAGUGUGAAUCAGUUGGAGAUUGAGAAUCUUGAUCCAUGGUUUUUUCCCCUGCCCUCAAGUCAAUGUAACAUCGUUCCAGGAUCAAACCAUGACUUCAUGAACCCAGUAUACCGUGUGGUGCUGUCAUCUCCAGUGAUGCCUGGUGUGGUUGUUGACUAUAACAUGUCAGAACAGAUAUUUUCGAUUGUGCAACAAGAGAAAGUAAGAGAUAUUCCUGGUGAUUGUGGAUCAUGCUCACUGGCUUACGAGCUAGAUACUUCUGAACAUCUUGACCCACUAAACUAUAAGGACAAAAAUAACUUGAAUAUUGAAUUGCAAAGAUGGAAAGACUUUUCUGGUGCAUAUUGCUGCAAAACAAAGGAAGUCAUUUCCCAUGAUGGUGUCAGGGUUCCUCUGACCAUUUUGUACUCCCGAAAAGCCUGGCAGAGGGGUCAAUCUCCUGGACUAUUAGAGGGCUAUGGAGCAUAUGGAGAAGUUCUAGAUAAAAGCUGGUGCUCAGACCGCCUGAGUUUACUUGAUCGUGGUUGGGUGCUGGCCUUUGCUGAUGUGAGGGGUGGUGGCGGUCAUUCUUUGUGGCAUAAAUACGGCAGUGGGUUGAACAAAUGCAAUUCAAUAUAUGACUUCAUAUCAUGCGGCAACUACCUAGUUUCUGAGGGCUAUGUUCAUAGAGAUCAGCUAGGUGCCAUUGGAUUUAGUGCAGGGGGUCUUCUUGUUGGGGCAGCUAUCAAUAUGAACCCAAAUUUAUUUCGUGCUGCCAUUUUGAAGGUUCCAUUUCUUGAUGCAUGCAACACGUUGCUGGAUCCAAGUUUGCCUCUCACCUUGCUGGACUACGAAGAAUUUGGGAAUCCUCAGAUACAGUCGCAGUUUGAAUCAAUUUUAAGUUAUUCUCCUUAUGAUAACAUUCCUCGUGAUGCUUGCCUUCCAUCAAUGCUUGUAACUGCAUCUUUUCAUGACUCAAGGGUUGGAGUUUGGGAAGCUGCCAAAUGGGUGGCCAGAACACGAGACAUUGCAUGUUCUCAUUGUUCUCGUUCAGUCAUUCUGAAAACAAAUAUGACUGGAGGGCAUUUUGGUGAAGGCGGUUGCUAUAGUCAAUGUGAAGAAACAGCUUAUGAUUAUGCUUUUCUGAUGAAAACUAUAGGAAAUGUGAAUGGCAAUAAAUAAGAUAAGCUUGUCGCAGAGCUGCUUUCUGAAAUUAACAGAAAGGUGCUGCUUGACUGCCUGUAAAGCAUGAUUUCUAUGUUGCAAUCCUACUUCCAGCACUCGUUUUCCCAUCUUGCGGAUGACUGGUCAAUACAAAAGGUAAAUGUUUCUAGACGAUUCUUAAUUAGUUCAUGGUUUUAAAUUAGAUGCUUUUUUCUUUUUCAGUUUCUGUACUUCGAAGAUGAAAUUUGUUCCUGCUGUACUUGUGAAGAGAACAUGAAAACAUCUGUUGAAGGUCAUCGGUUGUAUGUUUCAAUCGUCCAGUCAUAGAUCUUUUUCUUUCUCCACUUGAAUAAUUAAGACGUGCUGGUAUGUUUUUUAUAAGAAUUUUUUGUAGAACAGUCUGCAGAAUUACUGCAUGAUUACACAUGCUCGCUUAAAGAUUGCUUCCAUUUAGACAAUUAAUGAUCCGAAAGUGAUAUAUAUGUGGCACUUGGAACACAACUGUUGGAUCCAUCGUACCAGAUUGGAGGACUUACAUGGGAUGCUUUCGCCUUUAUAAUGAAGACAGCUCAUGCAUAUCGGGGAAACGGGGAAGCCAGCAAGAAGAUUCCAGGUCAGCACAGAGAAAGGGUCGUGUCUGCUACAAACAGUUGAAGCAUCAUACGACAUUUUUGCCUAGAUGUUAGAGCCUCUUGUUCUGUAGGAGUCGUUAUGACAAACAAAUAUCCAACAACCAGGUGGCAUCCCUCAUCGUAUUUUGGACUGUAGGCCUAUAGAUGCUGUAAAAUAUCAAAUAAUUUUAAACUAUGAUAAACCUUAUGUAUUUCGGUACGCUCUCCGUAUUCAUAUAAAGCACUUUCUCCA